UCGUCACGUUUGACCCCGCGAGAACACAGAAUGCCCUCGCUGCUUGAACUAAGUCCUACCAGUACGGGUGCUUGUUGGCUCCUGAUGUUGUCUUUAUUUCAAAGGUUAUGUUGAACGCCUUGCUUGUGACUGCAGAAUAGCUUGCCGGCAUGUUUUGCUGGUAUAGUGUACAUGUCUCUGUUGGGCAAUAAUAGCGUGGGAAGCUAAGUUAGCUAGCUAGCGAUGACACUGAAGCUGAUUUUGCUUAAGAAGACAGAUCUGCCAGUUGUGAUUCGUUCCUCCAUUCAUUUGAAGAGAAUAGCCAACUGUAGCACGGUGGCUGUUAAGGGCUGAAGACUACUGGCAGUGCAGAGUUCAGAAGUUCAUUUUUAACACAAUGGGAAAAGCCAUCUUAGACCACCUACACUUAUGCAAAUUCUGGAAACGGCUACCCUUGUCUCCCUCUCUGGUACUGGUUAGUUGCCUUGAAAUGUUGCCUCCCAUGCCCAGGAUAAUAAACGUACAUCAGGAGAAGAGGAAGAGCUCCUUGGAUUGUCAUUUAAUGGUCUGCUAAUGAAUCCAGAGAAAGGAGUCGUUAGGGGCUUGAAAGAGGAUCGUAUGGGUGUGGUCUGAGGGAAGCAAUCCUGAAUUCAGACAGAGCAGGUGUUCCCAUCCACAUUAGACAUCAUGGGAGAUGUGGUCCAGAUGCACUUUUCCACGCUGGAUUACGUGAUCUUUGCCAUCCUGCUGGUGGCCUCCACAGGCAUCGGGCUGUAUCAUGCCUUUUCUGGCGGACGCCAGCGGACCACACAGGAGUUUCUGUUGGCUGACCGCAGCAUGAGCUGCUUGCCUGUUUCUCUCUCACUCCUGGCCACUUUCCAGUCUGCAGUGGCCAUCCUGGGAGCCCCCUCAGAGGUGUACGCCCAUGGCACCCAGUACUGGUUCUUGGGCUGCUCUUACUUCCUGGGUUUGCUCAUUCCAGCUCACAUCUUUAUCCCUGUUUUCUAUCGUCUACGCCUCUCAAGUGCUUAUGAGUACCUGGAACUGCGAUUCAACAAAACAGUCCGCAUCUGUGGGACCGCAACGUUCAUUUUUCAGAUGGUAAUUUAUAUGGGAGUUGUCCUGUAUGCGCCAGCACUGGCUCUUAAUGCAGUGACUGGACUUGAUCUCUGGGGGGCAGUGAUAGCGCUGGGUUUAGUUUGCACAUUGUACACAACUCUGGGAGGCUUAAAAGCAGUGAUCUGGACGGAUGUAUUUCAGACCAUUGUGAUGUUUGCUGGACAGCUGGCUGUGAUUAUAGUGGGAACUCACCAAGCAGGGGGCAUCACUGAGGUGUGGAGGAAGGCCCAAAAAGGGAAUCGAAUCUCUGGUCUAGACUUGAACCCUGACCCACUUGAGAGGCACACAUUCUGGACCCUGGGCGUGGGCGGGAUCUUCCUCAUGCUGGCUCUGUAUGGAGUCAACCAGGCCCAGGUGCAGCGAUACCUCAGCUCCCGCACAGAGAAGGAGGCUGUGAUGUCCUGCUAUGUGGUCUUUCCUUGCCAGCAGAUUGUCCUGACGAUGGGCUGUCUCAUGGGACUGGUUAUGUAUGCACGAUACGGAGAGGAUAGUCCUUUGGAUAAGGGCUACGUGAAAACAAAUGAUCAGAUGGUGUUGUACUUUGUGAUGGACGUUCUCAGAGAUUUACCUGGACUCCCAGGAUUGUUUGUUGCUUGUCUGUUCAGUGGAGCUCUUAGUACAAUAUCGUCUGCUUUUAAUUCCUUGGCAACGGUUACUAUGGAGGAUUUGAUCAAGCCCUACUUCCCUGCGAUGAAAGAAUCACGGGCCACCCUGCUCUCAAAAGGCCUUGCGCUAGGAUUUGGACUGGUCUGCCUAGCUAUGGCGUACAUUGCCUCCCUCAUGGGGUCCGUACUGCAGGCAGCACUGAGCAUUUUUGGAAUGGUGGGUGGUCCACUCCUUGGCCUGUUCUGUCUUGGAAUGUUUUUCCCCUGGGCUAACUCCACAGGUGCCCUGGUUGGGUUGCUUGCAGGCCUACUUAUGGCUUUCUGGAUUGGCAUUGGAAGCUUUGUUACACGUUUAUCUAACACAGACUCUCUACCAGUUGUCAACACCACUACUAUACCAAGUUUGGACAACACAACUAUAGCCACAAUGAUGACCAUCAUAAAUUCCACUGCAUCCAGGCCCACAGGGGUGCAGGCACUGUACUCUCUCUCCUACAUGUGGUACAGCGCUCACAACUCCACCACAGUAGUGCUGGUCGGCCUGCUGGUCAGCCUUCUCACAGGGCCUAUGAAGGAGAAGGAGCUGACCCCAGGGACCGUGUACCCUGUGUUGGGCAACCUGCUGUUCUUCCUACCAGAGCGUUACAGGGAGAAACUGUGUUGUACCACUAGUCUGGAAGACAAGUCUCAAGCAUUGGACCAGCAGCCCUAUCAGAUGGCUCAGAAAGAGGGGAAUGGUGUGUCUUACCCCCAAGAUGAGGAGAAGUGUCAUGGAGAGGAGGCGGUGGUGGUGCAGGAAACAGCCAUGUGAGGCCUCUUACCCGUAUCUUCUGUUCAUUCUGUCCACAAACGGAGAAGAAGAGGAGGCGGCUGAGACCCACUUCCAUAUUUCUAAAAAAAAAGAAUAGUUUUAGUCUCUUUGAGAUAUCCCUUUGUAACAAAGUUUGUCAAUGAUUUAUGAUGUGUGUACUACUUAGUAGCCAUAAAUAGCCAUACAUUUUCAGUUCAUCUGUGACUGAGCUCCAUUACCUGUAUGUCUUAGAGCAAUGGUUCCCAAAGUGUGGGGCGGGCCCCCGGGGGGGCGGAGCUACAGCAAUGGGGCACAUGUUGAGGGCAGAAAAACUGAACGGAAACCAAACACUGGUCAGAUUAAGUAUGGCAGUGCUUUUACAUAGUAGCCUUUAAGAACUAUUUGAUGAUGAGUUUAUAACCUGCUUUGUACUUGGUCAGGGCCUACUGUUGCGCUUAUAUAUUAGAAGGGAUAGCUCGCCUAAUUAGUAAUACAAUGGACAUGUGUAUAACUGAUCCAACGAAUGAAACGAUAGCCAAUCAUAAAACCGUAUGUGAUCCGGACAGAUUUGAUCCAUUGUAAAGAAGAGCUCUGAUUAAAUAAAAUGUAAUGCAAAUGAAACAAUGUUUAACUGAUAAGUUUUACUGAAUAAUAAAAAAAUGUAGCUGUUCAAAUGAAGCAAAAUGAAACCAUGUUUAAAAUAAGCUAUGCAGAAGACUGAUCUGUUUUUUAAAUUAGUUAAAUAAAUUAGGGAUAAUCGUUAAUUUAUAGUUGGCUAUAUGAGCGUCUCAGGCUUUGCACCUCAGUGUUUUGGGGGGGGUGGGCGCGCAAUGUUUUUUUCAUCAUCAAAUGGGGGCUUGCCAUGAAAGGUUUGGGAACCACUGCCCUAGAGGGAUUGGGAACCACUGCCCUAGAGGGAUUGGGAACCACUGCCCUAGAGGGAUUGGGAACCACUGUCCUAGAGGGAUUAUGAACCACUGUCCUAGAGGGAUUGGGAACCACUGCCCUAGAGGGAUUGGGAACCACUGCCCUAGAGUGAUUGUAGACCAUUGUGAUUCUGGCAAGGUUUUUCAUAUUUGAUCUCAGCAGCCAAUGAAAACAAAUCCCUCCCAUCUGUGCUGCUGAAACAACGUGUUGAUUGUCUGAAAUCACGUAUGGCUCAGCCCCACACUCCUUGUUUGUUUCCCAUUUCCAGAGUCAGGAGGUUUGCAGAGGUUUUUUGAGCACUCACACUGAAUGGACGGAAAUUGUAUUUGAUUAGAAUCACGGACUCAACCAUGAAGAGAACUAUCUCGUAAAACUGUAGCAAAGUUAAUUGGCUAAUUUUCAUUUGCAGAACUGGAUUUAGCCAACUUGCUUUGCUCUAGCACGAUUAAACGUUAGUGGUAGUGCUGUAAGUCAACCUUCUUUGCCUGAAAGUGCUGUUGCAAAUACAAAAUUGGAAUAUCAGGAUAAAUGAUAAUCCCCAAACUAGCUGUCCUGAAGAUGGUUGACCAAUAAUUAAAAUGUUGUUUGAUUAAUUUCCUCCCUUUUUGAUGUUGUGACAACUGCUCUAUGGAAUCCAUGAUAUGGGUUUGUAAAUUAGUGUAAAGUGUUCAAAUUAUGGCUGGAUGUGUAUGUCUUGAUUAACAGGUGAAACACUGUUUUAUGGGUUGGUCUUAAUCUGUGAUUAUUUCAAUGGAGGAGGAUGGCCUGUAAGAUUCACAUGUUUUGCAUACCAAAGUGCAAAGUGAAUGACAUUCCAGAAAAUCUUGUUAGAAGGCUUUUAAGCAAAAUACUUGAGCCUUUAGUUUUCACCAGCCACUUGUCCUUCUUCACUUUUCAUGUCUCUGUGAUGUUAAAUGUGUUUUUGUAGGUUGACUCAAAUUGAAGUUGUCAGUGGGGUUAUUUCUGGACAUCUUAUGUGUUUUAAUGUAGAAACCUGACUUAAUGACUCCAUUUCAACAGAUUUUGCAACAUAAGAUUGUGUCAAGACACACAUCUGGGAAAGCAUACAAGAACAUUUCUGUAGCAUUGAAAAAGCCCAAGAGCACAGUGACCUCCAUCAUUCUCAAAUUGAAGAGAUUUGGAACCACAAACAUUUCCUAGAUUUGGUGGCUCAACCCUCAGUGUGUUUUUAAUGUAGGGCGCCAGACAGGAGCCAUUCCUCACGGCACAAGGCGCAUGACCAUGGAGGCCCCACUGGGAGUUUAACUAGAGCACCUGAACGACUGAACGAACUCUAGUCUGAUGAAACUAUUUGGCCAAAAUUCCCAAUGGCAUGUGUGGAGGAAACCAGUAAUUGAGCUUCACCUCAUUAAUACCAUCCCUACACUCAAACACAGUGUUGGCAGCAUCAUGCUGAGGGCCUGGAAGACUAGUCAGGAUAGAGAGAAAGAUGGAUGCAGAAAGAUAUAGAGCCAUUCUGAGUGAGAACCUCUCCCAGAGCGAAGGGUUACAUUUCAACAUGACAACAAUCCAAAACAUCCUGCCAAGAAAACACAGGAGUAAACAGUGUGGAUGUCCUGGAGUUACAUCUCACAGCAGAGCAUCUCUGGAGAAACCUGAAAAUGGCCGUGCACUGACCAUCCCCAUCCAACCUGGUUGAGCUUGAACGAUUUUCUGCUAAGAAGAAUGGGAGAAAGAUGUGCCAAGCUUGUAACAUCAUUUCCAAUAAGACUUUAGGCCAUCAUUGCUGCCAGAGGUGCUUUGACCGAGUACUAAGUGAAGGGUCCCAAUACUUGUGUUUGCUUUGUCAUUGUAGAGUAUUGUGUGUAGAUUGAUGUGAAAAAAUGAAUUGAAUCCAUUUUAAGAUGAGCCGAAAAACUUGAAAGUGUCUUAAAUCAUGCACUGCAUGUCUGCUGAGAUCUGUGAUGUGAAACUGCACAAACAUGUCUAAAUGUAAAUGCCACUGGAAAUAUUAUGGGCUAUCAUUACCCAGUCACCAUAAUCUUACUAUGUUUGUUAAAUGGCCAGUGAGAUGAGAGUUAGGUGUCCUGUAUGAAAACUCAAUGGAGGGUUGAGGGGGGGUUUCUUUUCUACGUAUACAUUGUGACAUUGAAGUAAAUUGCCCUGCUGUGAUGUACAGGGAAUUUCAUCUAGUUGAUAGAUGGAUGUAUUUGAUUGUAAAAAAAAAUACAGAAAACAAUUGCCAUUGCAAUGCCAAAUAUUUGUACUCUAGUUGUACAUUAAAAUAUGAAACCUGCUAGUAUGGCAUACAAGAGACAGUUCUGUUAUAUGUAAUUAUACAAUGACAAGAUUGUAUGGUAUUUUUUGACAAUGAAAUCAGGUUUACAUUCAGGAUUUUGCUGGAUUGCACAAUGCCUUUGUUUCAGAUAAUGGUUGCUACUUUAUAUUUAUAUAAUAUACUUUAUGUUUUAUUCUGAUGGCUAUUGCAUAUGCCAUAUGCUCUGAGAAUAUGACUUCUCAGGAAUGCUUCUAGUCUUUAUAUUCUGUGAUGAUUGAACACAGAGUGUAUUUAGGACAUCAAGAAACUUCUAGAAUUGCUAGUUAUAUUGUGGAUGAAUAACAGGAAGAUUAGACAUUUAUGAAGGCUUAGUCUUGCAUAAGAUUACAAAAAUGCUAAUGUGACUUGACAGAAAUGUGAAGUUCAUUUUCUGAAAUCAUUGUCAAAUUUGCUUUGUACACACUGUAUUUAGGGAUCAGGAUCAGCAAAUAAAGUACUUGUUCUUAUACUAUGUAGUAUGAGUGAAUCCAGUGCAGUCCAAUACAUACUAUGUGAUGCUGAGGAAAAAUAUUUACCAUGGUACUAUGAAUUUAAUUAUUAAUCAAUAAUGCACUAAUGGUUUCAUGAAAUUGUUCUAUUCAUCAAACUUCAUUUUCAUCAAAGAAAACUCAAUUACAGGUUUGCAGCCAUUUGGCACCAAAGCUUGUUAGUGUUCUGAGAUACUCAGGAGAAAUUUCAACCAAUGCCUCUCUGAUCUUACUGUGUACCUCGAAGGGUUAAACUCUGGUGAGUUUGCAGGCUAGUCCAUCAAAAACUU
Clupea harengus (Atlantic herring) is the source of this 6476-nucleotide messenger RNA. It is a transcript of the gene slc5a6a, whose product is annotated as solute carrier family 5 member 6a. Gene Ontology annotation, molecular function: symporter activity. Gene Ontology annotation, cellular component: membrane. NCBI's taxonomy places the organism in Eukaryota, Metazoa, Chordata, Actinopteri, Clupeiformes, Clupeidae. The record is from RefSeq and is a predicted model, not a curated record. Gene Ontology annotation, biological process: sodium ion transport; transmembrane transport.